Messenger RNA from Microstroma glucosiphilum, 1307 nucleotides. RefSeq lists its product as hypothetical. Gene Ontology annotation, molecular function: chromatin binding. Gene Ontology annotation, cellular component: nucleus; pericentric heterochromatin. The transcript is spliced from 3 exons. The record is from RefSeq and is a predicted model, not a curated record. Lineage: Eukaryota; Fungi; Basidiomycota; Exobasidiomycetes; Microstromatales; Microstromataceae. Gene Ontology annotation, biological process: chromatin organization; negative regulation of transcription by RNA polymerase II. Bases 16 to 1188 code for a protein of 390 amino acids.
CUUGCUACACACACAAUGUCAGCCUCAAGAGAAGUAUCAGAAGCCGCUCCUGCAACACAAGAGCCUGUCGCGAGUGGAAGCUCUGCACCUAUGGACCUCGAUGCUCCCGCAUCCGCCUCUGCAUCCGCCUCUGCAUCCACCUCUGCUCACGCUGAGACUUCUGCAGAGGGAGCUACCAGGAACGGAGGCGCUGCAGAAGGAGCAGAUGUAACAGCCACGCAGACCGCAGAGGGAGAUGCUGAGGGUCAAGAAGGAGAGGAAGGAGCUGAGGGCAGCGAGGGUGAAGGAGAGGAGUACGAAAUCGAGAAGAUUGUAGAGCACAGACCUGACAUCUAUGUCCACGGUGAGAUGGCUUACUAUGUCUCCUGGGUAGGCUACGACUCAGACGAGAACUCCUGGGUGCGCGAAGCAGACGCAGAGAAUGCCGAAGAGAUGCUCGCCGACUACUGGCGCAAGCAAAAGACGACGCCUAGGAUACGCACUAUCAGCAAGACGGCAGAACGGGUAUGGAAAGAGCAGCAAGAUGCUCAAGGCAAGAGUGGAGCUGCAGCAGGCAAGGAGCGAGGUGGGGUAGGAAAGCGGGAUCGAGAUACCGGGAGUUUGCUGCCGGCCUCGAAGAAGCAGAAGGAGGGACGCGCUCGUGCUCGACUGGCCGAUGACGAUUCAGACGACGAAGAUGAAGAUGUGGACCUCAGCACGCUCAGUCCGGCCGAGAGGGAAGCGAUCUUGAAGAAGAGGGUACGCCGGAAGUACGAGAGGCUGCCAGACUGGGAAAACGUGGUCAAGCAGAUCACCAACAUCGAAAGGCACGAAGAUGGCAGGCUGAUCGCAUUUGUCAAAUUCGAGGACGCUAGCCUCCUUGCCUUCGACACGGCUGUGAUCCACCAUCGCUGCCCUCAAAAGCUCAUUGCAUUCUACGAGACCCGGCUGCGCUUCCGGCCCGCCAACCGAGGAGCGACAGAAGCGUCUACCUCUGCUCCUGCUGCUGAGGGUAGCACUGCUACCAACGGAACCGGAUCGCACGCAAACGGAGAUGCUCAGCCACAAGCUGCUACAACGAAUGGAAAUGGUGGAGCACAGACGGGAGCAGCUGAAGAAGCGACGACUGCACCAGAGUCAAGCGCUCCGGCUGAGGGAACACCAGCUGAGGCUGCGCCAGCGGUAGAAGGUGCAGGAGUGACAGCGUGAGGUUGCGCACAGUUUCAGUGACCAUCUGCAUGUACAUUAGAAAAGACCGCAACGUUCGUCCCGGCAGAGCAGAGUUUGAGUCGCCGUAACUGCUUCAAUUUUAUCAUCUUGCAUAUACG